GACAGCCUAUUAGGUAGUUAGUCUAGAUCGAACGCGUAGUAAACGACUCAUGCAUGGAAAGGAAGAUCCCCUCAAGUUUGCAGGUAUCAGUAAGAAAAUGAUUAUGGAUCUUAUCAGUCAAUCAAAAAAUCUAUAUGCUUUAACUAAAGAACAAAAAGAUCAUAACAAAGAAACAAAAACGGUCGCCUAGCUGAUUUUCCAAUUUAGUUAGGGCAUAAUUUUGAAAACCUCUGUCGAGAGACGAUGGCUGAAGGAGAACUUCUUCCCGGCUUACCGGACGACCUGGCAAUUCAGUGUAUUGCAAGAGUGCCGACAUUCUUCCAUUCCACGCUCACCCAUGUUUCCAAAUCAUGGAAAUCUCUUCUCCAAUCUCCCAUCAUCUUUACUGUAAGGAAGGCCUUCAAUCUGAAGGAGGAACACCUCUUUCUAUGUGUGAGAACCGCGGCCUCGACAUAUCAAUGGUGCAUCUUGCACCGAUAUAAUUCCCAGACUCUUUGCAGCCCUCUGCCCCAAAUGCCCUCGCACCCUAUUGGAGCAGCUUGUGCAGUCUCCGACAACAAGCUCUUUAUUCUGGGUGGCUCUGUCAAUGAAGCUGUAUCAUCCGCAGUAUGGGUAUACGACUGUUAUACCCACAAAUGGAAUCCUGCUCCUCGCAUGAGAGUUCCCAGAGAAUUCAGUGCAGCAGGAACCAUUGAUGGCAAGAUGUAUGUAAUGGGUGGUUGCCAGGUCAAUACCUGGGCAGGUUCCACCUCCUGGGCAGAGGUUUUUGAUCCUUCUACAGGGGUCUGGAGUCCCGUGCCAAGCCCUGCUGAGAUAAGGGAGAGAUGGAUGCAUGGGAAUGCUGUGUUGGAGGGUAAGCUUUUUGCAAUGGCUGAUAGGGGUGGGGUCGUGUAUGAUCCGUUGACUUCUACUUGGAAUUAUGUUUCCACAAGGCUUGACAAUGGGUGGAGGGGCAGGGCUGCUGUGGUUGAUGGGAUUUUGUAUUCAUAUGACUUUUUGGGUAAGAUUAGGGGCUAUGAUCUUGGAAAGGACAGGUGGCUUGAGCUUCAGGGUUUGCAGAAGCAAUUGCCCAAGUUUUUGUCAGGGGCCACUUUGGCCAAUGUAGGUGGGAGGCUGUAUGUCGUGUGGGAGGGGGAAGGUGCAAACAAGCAUACUGAUUUACUUUGUGCUGCUCUGGAUGUGAGGAAGGAGUCAGAUGGGAGUCUGAGGGGCACAAUUCUUUGGUCUCAGGUUAUCUUGAGUAGUCUUCCCAGAGGGACAUCCACCAUUCAAUGCUUGUCUAUGACACUAUGAUCAAUUGGGACUGUUUGGAAAUUUGUUAAUGGUAGUAAUGAAUUUGGAAGGUCUGGAAGUUGCGAUUGUGUUGGGGGAAUGACUAAUGUGCUGGCUUAAUCCCUUCUGAGGCGGGUAGGGUACACAAAUUCCCUCUGCUUGGUUUCGACGGCCCUUACACUUUAAUGCAAGAAUGCACACUGUACCAGCUCCUCAAAUCAGGUGCAUGUAACUGAUUUUACUGAGUUUCAUAUAGAGAAUUCCAUGAAGGUGGAACUGCCGACCUUGUGGAACGCACAGACUUGAUGUUUGGAACCAUUCUCUAAUGUCAUGAACUCUACUGACCAUAAAUUGGCUUUCCUUCCGUGGCAAAAACCUAUCUAUGUAUAUAUUUGUGCAUGCAGAAAUUGGAUUUCCUUGAAUUCAUGAUUAAUGAGGACUAUAAUAAUAGUUUUAGUCCUCCCUUACAUGGUCUUGUAAUUGGCUAUUUCGUUAUCAAUAAUGUUAAACAUCUGAAAUAUUGUCGAGGA
Cryptomeria japonica (Japanese cedar) is the source of this 1802-nucleotide messenger RNA. Its product is annotated as F-box/kelch-repeat protein SKIP6. Gene Ontology annotation, molecular function: protein binding. Lineage: Eukaryota; Viridiplantae; Streptophyta; Pinopsida; Cupressales; Cupressaceae. The coding region runs from base 244 to 1293 and encodes 349 amino acids. The transcript has a single exon. The record is from RefSeq and is a predicted model, not a curated record.